UGUGCUGAGCGGAGAGGCAGAAGAGGAAAGCGCCAAACAUGAGUCAGUAAAAUGCAGCCCAAACCUGCUCCGGAUGCUAAAGGCAGCAGAGAGCAGGAGGACGCCUCAGGGUCAGGACAGAGACGACGCAGAGGAGUCUGGGACAGGAGAGCUGGUGACUGAGGCUCUGAAAACUGACAUGCAAAUACAGUUCACUGACCAGAAGCAGGAAUUCAACAAACGUCCGGUCAACGCUGGUCGUCGUUCUCUGUCUCGUUCCAUCUCUCAGUCAUCUACAGAUAGCUACAGUUCAGCGUACAGUGAGAGCUCCGAAGAUGAGUCCUCUCCCAGAGACAAAUCCCAGAAGACCUCCAAGGGCCUUUCUGACUUCUGCAUCAAAAACAUCAAACAGGCUGAGUUUGGACGCAAAGAGAUAGAAAUCGCACAGCAAGAAAUGCCAGCACUGAUGUUCCUGAGGAAAAGCGCAGGAGAGAAACCUCUGGCCGGAGCUAAAGUGGCGGGCUGCACUCACAUCACUGCACAGACAGCGGUGUUGAUUGAGACUCUGUCUGCGUUGGGGGCUCAGUGUCGCUGGGCGGCCUGUAACAUCUUCUCCACUCAGAACGCUGUGGCUGCCGCUCUGGCUGACAGAGGCACCCCCGUGUUUGCAUGGAAAGGAGAAUCAGAGGACGACUUCUGGUGGUGCAUUGACCGAUGUGUCGGUGCUGAGUCCUGGCAGCCCAAUAUGAUACUCGAUGAUGGAGGCGACCUGACCCACUGGAUCUACAAAAAGCACCCGAGCUUGUUCAAGAGGAUGAAAGGCAUCGUGGAGGAGAGUGUUACAGGCAUCUAUCGGUUAUACCAGCUGUCAAAGGCAGGAAAGCUGAGUGUCCCGGCAAUGAAUGUGAACGACUCUGUGACCAAGCAGAAGUUUGACAACCUUUAUUGUUGCAAGGAGUCCAUACUGGACGGGUUGAAAAGAACCACUGACGUCAUGUUUGGAGGAAAGCAGUUGGUGGUGUGCGGAUACGGAGAGGUUGGCAAAGGUUGCUGCGCUGCCCUGAAAGCAUUGGGUGCUGUCGUAUACGUCACAGAAGUGGAUCCCAUCUGCGCCCUUCAGGCCUGCAUGGAUGGCUUCAGAGUGAUUAAGCUGAGUGAAGUGGUCAGACAUGUCGACAUGGUCAUCACCUGCACAGGCAAUAAAAACGUGGUGGGGCGGGAACAUCUGGACAAAAUGAGGAACGGCUGCAUAAUCUGCAACAUGGGACACUCCAGCACUGAGAUAGAUUUGGCAAGUCUGCGGACUUCAGAGAUGAGGUGGGUGCGUGUGAGGCCUCAGGUGGACCACAUUAUCUGGCCUGAUGGCAAGAGAGUCGUCCUGCUGGCUGAGGGUCGUUUGCUGAAUCUGAGCUGCUCCACGGUGCCCUCAUUUGUCCUCUCCAUCACUGCUACAACUCAGGCUCUGGCCCUCAUAGAGCUGUACAGCGCUCCAGAAGGACGAUACAAACAGGACGUCUACCUGCUGCCAAAGAAGAUGGAUGAAUAUGUGGCCAGUCUUCACCUGCCGACGUUUGACGCUCAUCUCACAGAGCUGACUGAUGAACAGGCCAAGUACCUGGGCAUCAGCAAACACGGACCCUUCAAACCCAGCUACUACAGGUAUUAACCAUCUGGACAUCAAGCUGAGAAGCAACAAUAAACCUCACAGUCCUGCAGACAGAACGCUGAUGCCCUCUGCAGUCUUAAUCUAACCCAGACUCAACAAACUGUUUUGACUCUGAUUUAUCUGUUUUAUGC
Molecule: messenger RNA, 1776 nt
Organism: Plectropomus leopardus (leopard coralgrouper)
Lineage: Eukaryota; Metazoa; Chordata; Actinopteri; Perciformes; Serranidae
Product: S-adenosylhomocysteine hydrolase-like protein 1
Biological process (GO): L-methionine cycle
Cellular component (GO): cytosol
Source: RefSeq, a predicted model, not a curated record